CUGUCCCCACAGAGGGACAAACUUUUCCCAAACCUAGUGCAAGCCCUUGAACCAAAGUUCUACUUCUUGAGCGCCGAUUCACUGAGAGCCGUCUGAGUAGAGUGCGCACUUCUCUUGACGAGAUGUCCGAGCGCAAAGAAGGCAGAGGCAAGGGGAAGGGCAGGAAGAAGGGUCGCGGCUCCGGCAAGAGGCACGAGCUCGCGGAGAGCGGUCCGAGCCCAGCCUUGCCUCCCCGAUUAAAAGAGAUGAAAAGCCAGGAAUCAGCUGCAGGUUCCAAACUAGUACUUCGGUGUGAAACCAGUUCUGAAUACUCAUCUCUCAGAUUCAAGUGGUUCAAGAAUGGAAAUGAAUUAAACCGAAAAAACAAACCACAAAACAUCAAGAUACACAAAGAGCCAGGGAAGUCAGAACUUCACAUUAACAAAGCAUCACUGGCUGACUCUGGAGAAUACAUGUGCAAAGUGAUCAGCAAAUUAGGAAAUGACAGUGCCUCUGCCAACAUCACUAUUGUGGAUUCCAAUGAGAUCAUCACUGUCAUACCAGCUUCAACUGAAAGAUCCUAUGUAUCUUCAGAGUCCCCCAUUAGAAUAUCAGUAUCAACAGAAGGAGCAAAUACUUCUUCAUCUACAUCUACAUCUACAGCUGGGACAAGCCAUCUUGUAAAAUGUGCAGAGAAGGAGAAAACGUUCUGUGUGAAUGGAGGCGAAUGCUUCAUGGUGAAAGACCUUUCAAACCCCUCAAGAUACUUGUGCAAGUGCCAACCUGGAUUCACUGGAGCAAGAUGUACUGAGAAUGUGCCCAUGAAAGUCCAAAACCAAGAAAAAGCUGAGGAGCUCUACCAGAAGAGAGUGCUGACCAUAACCGGCAUCUGCAUCGCCCUGCUUGUGGUCGGCAUCAUGUGUGUGGUGGCCUACUGCAAAACCAAGAAACAACGGAAAAAGCUUCAUGACCGACUUCGUCAGAGUCUUCGGUCUGAGCGAAACAACAUGGUGAACAUGGCAAAUGGGCCUCACCACCCUAACCCUCCUCCCGAGAACGUUCAGCUGGUGAAUCAGUAUGUGUCUAAAAAUGUCAUCUCCAGUGAGCAUAUUGUUGAGAGAGAAGCAGAGACAUCCUUUUCUACCAGCCACUAUACCUCAACAGCUCAUCAUUCCACUACGGUCACUCAGACUCCUAGUCACAGCUGGAGCAAUGGACACACUGAAAGUAUUCUUUCAGAAAGUCACUCUGUACUCAUGAUGUCAUCGGUAGAAAACAGUAGGCACAGCAGCCCAACUGGGGGCCCAAGAGGACGUCUCAAUGGCAUGGGAGGCCCUCGAGAAUAUAACAGCUUCCUCAGGCAUGCAAGAGAAACCCCUGACUCCUACCGAGACUCUCCUCAUAGUGAAAGACAUAACCUUAUAGCUGAGCUAAGGAGAAACAAGGCCCACAGACCCAAAUGCAUGCAGAUCCAGCUAUCAGCAACUCAUCUUAGAUCUUCUUCCAUUCCCCAUUUGGGCUUCAUUCUCUAAGACCCCUUGGCCUUUAGGAAGGUAUGUGUCAGCAAUGACCACCCCGGCUCGUAUGUCACCUGUAGAUUUCCACACGCCAAGCUCCCCCAAAUCACCCCCUUCGGAAAUGUCUCCACCUGUGUCCAGCAUGACAGUCUCCAUGCCCUCCAUGGCAGUCAGCCCCUUCGUGGAAGAAGAGAGACCUCUACUGCUGGUGACACCACCACGGCUGCGGGAGAAAAAGUAUGACCAUCACCCUCAGCAGUUCAACUCCUUCCACAACAAUCCCGUGCAUGAGAGUAACAGCCUCCCCCCUAGCCCCUUGAGGAUAGUGGAGGAUGAGGAGUAUGAAACGACCCAAGAGUACGAGCCAGCUCAAGAGCCUGUUAAGAAACUCGCCAAUAGCCGGCGGGCCAAAAGAACCAAGCCCAAUGGCCACAUUGCCAACAGGUUGGAAAUGGACAGCAACACAAACUCUGAGAUCAGUAACUCAGAGAGUGAAACAGAAGAUGAAAGAGUAGGUGAAGAUACACCUUUCCUUGGCAUACAGAAUCCCCUGGCAGCUAGUCUCGAGGCAGCCCCUGCCUUCCGCCUGGCUGAGAGCAGGACUAACCCAGCAGGCCGCUUCUCUACACAGGAAGAAUUGCAGGCCAGGCUGUCUAGUGUAAUUGCUAACCAAGAUCCUAUUGCUGUAUAAAACAUAAAUAAACACAUAGAUUCACCUGUAAAACUUUAUUUUAUAUAAUAAAGUAUUCCACCUUAAAUUAAACAAUUUAUUUUAUUUUAGCAGUUCUGCAAAUAGAAAACAGGAAAAAAAACUUUUAUAAAUUAAAUAUAUGUAUGUAAAAAUGUGUUAUGUGCCAUAUGUAGCAAUUUUUUACAGUAUUUCAAAAUGAGAAAGAUAUCAAUGGUGCCUUUAUGUUAUGUUAUGUUGAGAGCAAGUUUUGUACAGUUACAGUGAUUGCUUUUCCACAGUAUUUCAGCAAAACCUCCCAUAUUCAGUUUUUGCUGGCUUUUUGUGCAUCGCGUUAUGAUGUUGACUGGAUGUAUGAUUUGCAAGACUUGUAACUGUCCCUCCGUUUGCUUGUAGUAGCAUCCAAUCAGUAUGCCUUGUAAUGGCACAUCCAUCCAAAUACUCUUCUCUUUUUUUAAGAAGUUUUCUUUGCUUUCCGUAUAUGAAAUGAGUUGUGUCUACUCUGCCAGCCAAAGGUUUGCUUCAUUGGGCUCUGAGAUAAUAGUAGAUCUAACAGCAUGCUACUAUUAAUUACAGCAGGAAACUGCAUUAAGUAAUGUUAAAUAUUAGGAAGAAAGUAAUACUGUGAUU
This is a messenger RNA of Orycteropus afer afer, 2814 nucleotides long. Lineage: Eukaryota; Metazoa; Chordata; Mammalia; Tubulidentata; Orycteropodidae. The record is from RefSeq and is a predicted model, not a curated record.